AUGUUCACAUCCGCUCGGCGCUGGCUGCGCAAUAACCGGACGCCCAUUGCUGUAGGCGUGGGCGUCAUCGGUGCUGGUUACGUCGCGACCCAGUAUGUCAUUGGCAAGCUCAAUGAUGCUCGUGAGCGCAUGAGUAGCGAUCGUAUCGCGAAGGAGAACUUGCGACGUCGCUUCGAACAGAACCAGGAGGACUGUACGUUCACCGUCCUGGCUCUCCUGCCAUCCGCAACGACCGCCAUUCUCGAGGCCAUGAACACAGAGCAGAUCACAUUCGAGAUCCAACAGAUGAAGGCCACCAAAGCCAUAAAGAACGGCGGCUCUGAGUCGGCCGCGCCGCCUAGCAUCGCCGAUACUACAAUGACAGAAGAGGAUGGAAAAAGUAUGGCAGGUCAGAGCGAGAGCGGUGUGCAAACAAGCCAGCCUCCCACAUCGUCACCAUUCAACGCUGGAGGCGAGGCGAAUAAGGAAGCUCCAAAGCCACGUAAGACGAAGCGACAAUUAUGGGAUGAUGUGACUAUUAGCGCUGUGACGCGGUCCUUUACUUUGAUAUAUACCCUUGCGUUGCUGACAAUGCUCACUCGGGUACAACUUAAUCUCCUUGGUCGACGGAGCUAUCUAUCGAGUGUAGUGGCCCUCGCCACUGGCGGUCAACAGGGCACCAUCAGCCUCGAGAACAACGAUGACGAUAAUACGGAACAGACAUAUGGCAGUGACUUCGACAUAAACCGCAAGUACCUGACCUUUAGCUGGUGGUUGCUCAACAAGGGCUGGGUGGACCUGAUGCACCGAGUUGAAAGUGCCGUGCGUACUGUCUUUGGUAGUUUGAGCCCCAGGGAUAUCUUGAGCUUCGAGAGAUUCUCUGAGUUGACGACCGAGGUCAGGAAGCUUGUCGAGGGCUCCACGAAGGAGGAGCGCUCGAAGUCUGACUGGCUCAACUUCCUACUUCCACCCAGAGAUAUGGAGGAUGAGGUGAUCCGAGAGUCAGGCAUCCUUGAUGAGACAGCCAACCGAGAAGGCGAGCACUCAACAGCUGCGUCGCAGGCAAUCUUGAGACGGCUUCUCGACGAGACGGCCGAUCUCAUCGAGUCACCCAGUUUUACACACGUCCUUACUCUUCUUCUUGAUACUGGCUUCUCAUAUCUCAUUGACAAUAAGCUUGCAACGGCCGCGUUUGAGCUCCCAGCCUCGGAUGGCAUCGUCACCCCUGAACUCAAAGACCAGCAACGCUCCAAGGUGAUUCUACUGCCCAAGAUCUUGUCGGUAUUGACGCGCCAGGCUCAUGCCAUUGGUGAUGGAAUGCCCAACGAGUAUCUCCAGAAGAUGGAGACAGUUCGCGAUCUCGAGGCAUUUGCCGCAGUCGUGUACUCCAGCAACUGGGAGCAGGAAAUUCGUGCAGAUGAUGACCUCAUGGCCAGCGCCGUUGACCUUGGUGCUUCACAGACUAGUGGUAUAGUGUCGCAAGCACAGGCUCAGACUCAAACACAGACACAAACACAGACACAAGCACAAGGUGAAUCAAGUCUAGUUGUGGUAGAUCCGCAAGGAGGCUUUGAGAGCGCAUGGGGCCGGGCAGUAGAGGAUAAGUCGUAA
Molecule: messenger RNA, 1590 nt
Organism: Fusarium sp. VM40
Lineage: Eukaryota; Fungi; Ascomycota; Sordariomycetes; Hypocreales; Nectriaceae
Source: the annotation of a GenBank genome assembly